AUGAUGCUGGGCGUGAAGGAAAGUGUGAGCGGCAAGCUGUACCGGUUGACAGCAGAUGGUGCAGAGGAACGUGUGUGCGGUGGCAAGGGUGCUGUCUACUUGAGCGGGCCUAAGGUUGCGCUACGCUGCUGCGGUAAGACGAGCAUUGUAGCUACACGUCAAGCAAAGCAGAGCGUCUUACGUCAAGGCGAUGUGCUGCUGCUUGGGCUGCGCGACACCUUUUACGCAAACGGAACACUGACUAAGUAUGAAGUAGUGGAUGCAAAUGCAGCACCAUCCAAGCUGGCACUGCACGUGCUACCCACGCGUGUGCCGAGCAUUACCAUGAGUUCAGCGGCCUCCAAUAUUGUGAAACCCAAAGCGAAGCGUGCUGCAAACCCAAAACACGUUUCGUCGUAUUUUUACGGGAUGAAUGACUAUCGUAGUCGAAAGUUCAACGAAAAGAAGGACCAUGUCGACGAAGUAAUAGCCUUAGCAGAAGACGCUGACGAAGAAGAGGAUGAAAUAGUGCCAUCUACGAGACGACGUUCAAAUCGUACUAGAGCAAUUGUUGAGUCUGACGAUGAGACAGAGACGAGCAGGUUCACGGCGCAAGAGUCAUCGGGAUGGGCGCCUCAGGAUCAAAAAGUAUAUGAAAAGGAUUCAGGACACUCGACGUCUGCUGCAACCGAUUGGAUGGCCGCUUUUGGACGUUAUGGUGUUAAGAAAUGCAAGUCAGAUUCUAGUGGAACAUUGUCAGAUGGAUGGAAACGGAGGCGAACGGAUGGAAAACAUACAACGAAAUCCAGCACGUGCAGGAUGCCCCUGUACCAAGAUAUCAAUGAAGAGCUUGACGAAUUGGACGAGGAUGAGCAUUUCUCGCGUUCUCAUGAUGAAGUUGGGCAACUCUUAGAAGAAUGUGAAAGAAUUGCACGGAAAUUGCGGUUGUCAGUGAAGGCUUGGUCGGGCAAUUCGAUAAAAUCGACAAAUUCCAGUCCAUCGACGUCUCCUGGAGAUGCAACGGACGAAGAGGAGGCUUUUCACAUGUCGUUGGCGUCAAUUAAAGGAUCAGACCGUCGUGUCGUUUCUCAAACAGAUAUUCCCAACAUCUCAAAAUCUCUCAAGUUAAAGCCCUAUCAAGUCGUUGGUGUCAACUGGUUAUUGUUGCUUUACGAAAACAAAGUUUCCGGUGUAUUGGCCGAUGAAAUGGGACUGGGUAAAACUGUGCAAACGAUUGCGUUUUUAUUGCUGCUCAAGUCAAUGAAGACGAGCAACGUAGGACCCCAUUUGAUUGUAGUACCAGCAAGUGUGCUUAAUAAUUGGAACCGAGAGUUUGCGUGGAUUGCACCGACUCUGCGUAUUGUCACAUAUCAUUGCGUAAAGACUAAUCGGCGUGAACUAGAAACCACGAUCAAGAGCGACGAUUUUGACGUCAUGUUGACAACGUACUCGUACUUUGAGCGUGACUCCUGUCAGGAGGAGCGUGCCUUCCUUCGGAGCUUUAACUUCGAAUACAUAAUCCUCGACGAAGGUCACAGUAUCAAAAACUCGAAUACGUCCCGAUUUAAGCGAAUGACAGCAUUGCGGACGCGUACCCGAUUGUUGUUAAGCGGGACACCAAUCCAAAAUAAGCUAAAUGAGUUGCUGACCAUGCUGAGUUUCCUCAUGCCACGCAUGUUUGACCACGGCUCAGAUGAACUCUUGACAUUUUUUGAUGGAAGCGAAGAGAAGAAAUGUGAAAAGGUGCGAAAGAUCUUGGCUCCAUUUAUUCUCCGACGAGAGAAAAAAUAUGUCUUAAGUCAGCUCGUGCCAAAGACGGUGGCCGUCAAGCUCAUUAAGGUUGGAGACGAGCAACGAAAGGCGUAUACCAACUUACUGGAUGCUGUGGUCAAGCGUCACGAGGCUCGUGCUGCUUUCAAAGCGGCAGCAAUAGAGCAAAAGAAGAACAAAAGUAAGGACAACAGAGCAAUUCGUCAACUUCGUGACUUGACGAACUCGUAUGUUGCGAAAGCUAACAAGGAGCAGAGUACUAUAUCCAUUUUUACGCAAUUGAGGAAAGCUGCAAAUCACCCUGUAUUGCUGCGUCAACAUUUUGUGUCAGACAAUGUGCUGGAUACUAUGAGUCGUUGUCUGCAUCAAGCUCAAGCAUUUGGCAAUCAAUGCUCGAUGGAUCGAGUCCGACAAGAGCUCGAGUCCUACAGUGAUUUCGAGCUGCACGACUUGUGCGUACAGUAUGCAGCAAUCGAUGACCUGCGCCGGCUCCAAUUACCGAUGGAGACUCUACUUGCGUCAGCGAAGUUUGACUUUUUGCGAUCAUUGCUUCCGCAGCUUCAUAAAAAUGAUCAUCGUGUCCUGAUUUUCUCGCAGUGGACAAAACUUCUUGACUUACUGGAGAUAUUGAUGGGGCACAUGAAAUACCGGUAUCUGCGAUUGGAUGGAUCUACUAACAUUCAGGAACGGCAAGGACUCAUUGAUACGUUCAAUAGAGACAAGGACAUCUUUGUCUUUUUGCUAUCUACUCGCGCUGGCGGUCUCGGUAUAAAUUUGACAUCGGCAGAUACAGUCAUAUUGCACGAUUUGGACUUCAAUCCAACUUCUGAUGAGCAGGCAUGUGAUCGAUGUCACCGAAUUGGCCAAACCAAACCUGUGUCCAUCUACAAGCUGGUGUCAGAGGGCACAGUUGACGAAGAUAUUUACAAACUCGGCGCAUCCAAGACAGAAUUGAAUCACAAGAUAUUGGACAAGCUUAACGCGAACACUGGUGGUAAAAAGAAGACCAAGAAUUUGGACACAUUAACUGUCGAAAUGUUGUUGGCGUCAGUCAUUUCUGACUAUAAGAGCGCACAGUUAGAAGCGAACCAUGAGUGA
Plasmopara halstedii is the source of this 2847-nucleotide messenger RNA. RefSeq names its product snf2 family dna-dependent atpase. The coding region runs from base 1 to 2847 and encodes 948 amino acids. Gene Ontology annotation, cellular component: nucleus. Gene Ontology annotation, molecular function: DNA binding; ATP binding; chromatin binding. The record is from RefSeq and is a predicted model, not a curated record. NCBI's taxonomy places the organism in Eukaryota, Oomycota, Peronosporomycetes, Peronosporales, Peronosporaceae. The transcript has a single exon.